AUGCCGAAUCAGAUAUCUAAGCAGUGGUAUAAGGACGAGUACCUCAUCUCCACUGACCGGUCGCUAGUCGACCUCAACGCCGUGAACGAUGCCUUUGAUUCUGAGCUGCUGUGGUGGACGAAGCGCGUUCCGGAAGUAGCUCUGAAGAGGCUGAUAGACAAUUCGUUGUGUCUGGGGGUGUACAAACUCCCACAGUCUACCGCCGACAUUGCAGGAAAGAAAGGCCCUGAACUGGUGGGCUUCGCCCGCAUCGUGACGGAUUACGCCACCAUUGGGUAUCUGGCGGACAUCUACGUCCUCCCCACGCAUCAAGGCAAGGGACUGGCGCCGUGGCUGAUGCAGUGCUUGAACGAGAUCUUGGACGAGUGGCCCGACUUGCGACGCUUUUUGCUUCUGACGUCCUCGCCGCAAGCGAGUAAGUUGUAUGAGCAGGCCUUGGGGACAACGGAAUGGGGCGUGUCACAUUCAGGGAAGCUGUAUCUGCUGGAGAAGCGCGGCCCUGCAAUGCCCAACGGUCCGUCAGAUGAGGAGGAUGAGGAUUGA
Molecule: messenger RNA, 543 nt
Organism: Colletotrichum abscissum
Lineage: Eukaryota; Fungi; Ascomycota; Sordariomycetes; Glomerellales; Glomerellaceae
Product: acetyltransferase
Exons: 2
Coding region: 1-543 (180 amino acids)
Molecular function (GO): acyltransferase activity, transferring groups other than amino-acyl groups
Source: RefSeq, a predicted model, not a curated record